AUGACCUCGCCUGCUUCCGGCUCAUCCGAUGACACGCUGCUCGCCCGUCUCAACGCGCUCAAGAAGUCCUCCGUCAGUUUCGACACGACAUUCAAAUCGCCUGUAGCUCCCGCAAGCUCUCCAAAGCCUACAAACGACCUCGCUGCUCGCUUUGCGCGCCUCGGCUCUCCGUCUCCCUCGAGCUCUCCACAGCCGUCUCGAACAACGUCUACGAACGAUGCCCGAGCCCCGAUAGUAGCACCAGGCGCGCCUAGCUAUCUCGAAGGCAUAGCGCAGGGUAUUGGUGGGGGGACUGUUGAGUUCAAUGAGGAGGAUGAGAAGAGUUUGGAGGAGUUGUUGGGGGAGCUGAAUGGGGCUGUUGGGGAAAGGAAGGACUGGGAUGUUAGUAGGAAGGAGCAGCAGGAUGUUGGGAAGCUGUUGAAAGAGAUGAGGGGGAUAUUGCCGGAGGUUCAGAAGGGUCGCGCACAAGAUUUGAAGAAAGCAGGACAGAAAGGAGGUGAAGAGCUUACGGAUUGGGAGAAUGUGGAGGUGGAUGUUGGGAAUGGGAGUGUAAAGGGAAAGCGAGAUGAGUCGACAGACGACGAGGAAGAUGAAGGCGACGAAGGCAAGAAGAAAACAGAGGACGACGAGGCAGAUGAUGUGAUUGCGAGAGCCAUGGCAGAGUUGGAAAUACAUCGCAAGUACGAUGCUCCCUCGCCGCCUCCAGAGGACGAGAAAGAUACGGACUCGGGAGACCACAAGCAAGGACAGACUUCUACGAAAGAAGACAACACAGAUGAUGGCGCUCUAUCUCUCCCAUCUGCACCGACAUCCCUCCCUGAAGACGACCUCGUCCGCGCCCAAGCCUUUGAGGAUAUCUUCACCGCGCGUCUAGCCGCUCUAUCCGCCCCAUCAACACCACAGACCGACGCCCUAGGUCUCCCCUCUGCGCCCUCCUUCCACCCCACCAACAAACCACCCAUCCAGUCAAAUCUCCAGGCCAAACUGGAUGAGGAGAUUGACACGUGGUGUAUCAUAUGUCAAGACGACGCCACACUAAGAUGCAUGGGCUGUGACGACGACUUGUAUUGCCAGAAUUGCUGGAUGGAGGGACAUAAGGGUGAGUCAGCGGGGUUUGAAGAGAGGAGUCAUAAAGCGGUGCUGUUUGUGAGGAAGAAGAAACAGGCUGCGGCUGCGUAA
This is a messenger RNA of Dothidotthia symphoricarpi CBS 119687, 1179 nucleotides long. RefSeq lists its product as uncharacterized. The record is from RefSeq and is a predicted model, not a curated record. NCBI's taxonomy places the organism in Eukaryota, Fungi, Ascomycota, Dothideomycetes, Pleosporales, Dothidotthiaceae. The coding region runs from base 1 to 1179 and encodes 392 amino acids. The transcript has a single exon.